Molecule: messenger RNA, 369 nt
Organism: Penicillium macrosclerotiorum
Lineage: Eukaryota; Fungi; Ascomycota; Eurotiomycetes; Eurotiales; Aspergillaceae
Exons: 1
Coding region: 1-369 (122 amino acids)
Source: RefSeq, a predicted model, not a curated record
AUGCAUAUCGUGACUGUAGCUGUGACUGCGAUUGCUUCACAUCCAUCGGGGCUCGUCACUGGCACUGUCGAGAGUGUGCCAGGGGCAGUCAGUGCACAAGAAGCCGUUUCUAAACCGACCACGGAGAGCAUCAGCACCGAGAUAGUAGUGACCGAAACUUUCAUUGUGAUAGGUCAACAAUUGAAGCUUUGGUUAAUCCUGAAGCUGUAUAACGUCAAAAGAGAGCAGAGCAGAGCGCACGACGAGGAUGAAGUGUGCGGAAGAAAUCACGUCCCGACUACUUUGAUCCAAGACCCCGAAAGACAUGUCCAUGGCCCGGCACUACAGGGGACUUUUGAAGCUGCCAGAAAUACUGUGGCUUUCGAAUAA